AAAGUAACAAACAUAAAGAACUCCAAAAAAGAAGGAAAAGAAAAGGAAAAAAACCCAAUAAAGAAACAACAAACAAACCGUAAAACGCAUAACGCAUAAUAACGGUAUAAACGCGCGCGCAACAGACGCCAUCACGCCCCCCGCCCACCAUCUUGAUUCUACUUCUUCCUCGCGAGGCGGAAACAAAACAAAGAAAAAGAAACCAGGACAGGGGAAGAGAUCGAAAGGCGAAAAGGAUACUAAAAAAACGCAGGGAGGAAGCACCUCGAAAGGGAAACGCCGAUGAGCUGAAUGGCAGGAUAAAUCCUCAGCCUUUCCCCCCACACAAAAUAAAAAAAAAAACGACCAAAUUGCGCAACCAAAAGUCUUGAACAAAAAUCAACUGCUGCUGCAAACCGUAUGACUGAUUUAUAACAUUUGAGCGUACUGUAGCGAUUACCUCCCUAAGAAAACUUUAUACUAACUUACAACAGACAUAAAUAUAUAUACAUAUAUAGAGAUAUAUACAGGCGCAUAUACGGCCGCAUAUAUAGGAAUGGCAGGGCAAUAACUUUCAACUUUAAAACGUAUUAAAGUCAAUCAACGCUAGAAGCUUUGCUUAGUACCCACCAUCCCCCUCAACAAAUAUAUCCGAUAUACAAUAUUCACUGGCCGAUAAACGGUAACCGAUAUAUCCGAUAGAUAGCUGAGAGCAGAGUGAAAGGAAGCAGAGGAGAGUCUACGGAGAGGCCCGAAGAGAGGAAUGCAGCGGUGUCCCUACAUUCAUGAGAUGCGAGAACGAUUACUGGACCAGCCGCGGGAGACACUUCAACUCGAUAACAUGGAGCGGGCCAAUCUGCUCGACAAUCGCCAAUCGGCAUCCGAAUCCAAUCAGGUCGGCACUGUGGUCAAGCUGCAAGGCGAUGGAUACCACACGAGUCCUGCCCAUCAGAGGACUCCACUAGUUCCCCACGAUCUUGGCGAGGACUUUAAUUUGGAUUUCGAUGAUGACUUUCCCAUAGAUGCACGACGACCGAAAAACGCCAACGGCAAACAUCCACCGGUUCUGACGCGUCCACAGCAAAGGGUUUGCUACACAUUCAAGCCAAAUCCAAAUAAGUACAGUUUUAUGCCAGCGAAAAUAACGGUACAGGGCACAUACGAAACAAAUCCGAUAACGGGACCAAUCGAACUAUGGACAUCGCUGUUCAUUGUGACCAGUCUGGUGUAUGCGAUCCUCCUGAUCGUCGUCUGCAUCGCCUAUGUAAUCAGCGAUGUGACCACACACCGACUGCCAGUGCUCUACUACGAAACGUUCUUCACAUAUCUCUACGGCGUCAGCAUACUCUUCCUCCUCUAUGUCUUCUGUUUCCUGCUGCAGGAGAGCUCUUGCUGCAAUGGCGGCAACGGCAAUGGGGGCAGCAAGCCGAAACCACAACCCAAGGAGAAGAAGUCCAAGAAAGCCAAGAAUGCCGAUCCCGCCGAUUCGAAGGAUGCGAAGGGCUCUAAGGACUCUGGCAAGGCAGCCAAGGGCGCCGCAUAUCAAGAAGCACCCGUGGACGCCGAGGUGGCCGUCACCCCGAAGAAUGUGCGCAAACGCAAGACAACCCACAGUGAUCCCACGCAUGGCAGCUUCUUCCUACGAGUGGGAGCCAUCGCUUUCGGACUGGGCGCCAUGAUCUACAUUGGACUGGAAUUCGGAUCGUUCUUCGAGAUACCUUUCGACUCGCCCUGCCACCACAUCCUGAUCGGAGUGAAUCCGCUGCUCCAGAUGAUCUUCACCUUUAUGCAGAUGUACUUCAUCUUCAUGAACGCCCGGCUGAACAUCCACCGCUUCAAGGUGAUCGCCCGCUUCGGUCUGAUGCACGUGGUGGCCACCAACAUCUGUGUUUGGAUCCGCACCCUGGUCAAGGAAUCGCUGCUGGAGAUUACCAUCUAUCAUCAGAAGAACGCACCGGAGCCGGGUGCCUCCUCCAUUGCUCACUCCAUACGGCAGCAUGCGCUCCGUCAUGCCGGCACUGUGUUACGCACCCAUGCGGGGCCGAACAGUGAGUUCGAGGUCCUGGACGGCGAGGAUCUGCUGCCCAAGGAUGUGUACAAGAGCGACAAUGUGCUGUCCAAGCUGGUGCGCAACACUGUGGACGGGAUCUCCAAGAGCUUGGGCAUGGGAGGCGAUGCCAUCACCACAACCACAACCACAACGCGGGCACCGUACACCACACCGGGCUACCAAUGGCACAGCACUACUAUGGCCCGCAAGCUGAAGAAGUUUAUCACCAGCACCGCGGCCAGCACGGCUGCGGGCAGUGGCGGCAGUACCACCGCCUCUCCGGGCACCACCAUCACCACACCGAGCACCACCUUCAGUCCAUUCACCACCACCAGUUCCAUCAUCAGUUCCACCACAAGCACAGCCAGUUCCAUCAUCACCGCCAGUACCACAGCCAGUCCCCUGGAGAGCAGCAGCAGCAGCAGCAGCAGCAGCAGCAUCUUUGGCAGCGAAUCAUCGCCCUUUGGCGGCGGCCUGCAGCGAAUCCUUUCCAGCGCCGCACCGCCGAGCCUGGCGCCAGUCGAUGGGUUCGGUUCCGCAGCAGCCACGCCCGCCGGCGGCAACUCCAAUCCCAACUCAUUUGUGGACUCAUUCCUGGCCAGCACACUGAGCCCGGCCAUCAGCAGCACCACCGAGGGCGGUGGCGCCGGCAGCAUUAUGAACAAUCUCUUUGGCCAGGGACCCAUGGAGAAUAGCUUCCAGACGUAUACGGAUCUGGGGCACGAGGAGUCCACCGGCCUGGUUAGCUUUGAGAAUUUGGAGAGCCUGGACAAUAUAUAUCCGGCGGCAUUGUCCUCCAACAUCGGCACACUCAACUCCACCGCCUGCGGACGGAUCGACAUUAUGGGCACAAUCGUUUACGACUCGGCGCCGUAUCUGUAUCCAUUCAUCAUCGAGUACUCGCUGAUCGGGGCGGUGGUGUUGUAUGUGAUGUGGAAGCACAUUGGCCGCUAUCCGGGCAGGAUGAACGAUGAGGAUCUGGAGCAUCGGCUGGAGGUGAUGCUGUCCCGCCGAGCGGUGGCCAUGGCCCAGCAGGCGCGAUCCGGACGCGUCGACUGCGUUGGCUCGUCGAAGGGCCUGUUCUUCGGGCUGCUGCUGCUGGUCGGGGCCCUCAUCUGCCUGAUACUCUUCUUCGUCUUGGUGCGCCAUCAGCAGUUCUCGCUGUUGGCCAUUUACCUGGCCGACGCCAGUCACUGCAUCCUGAUGGCCUUUGCCAUUCUAGCCAUCAUAGUGGGCUUUAUAAGGGUAAAGAACCUGAAAUUCCGCUGUGAGGAGCAGUCAAACCUGAACGACAUCUUGCUGCGCAUCUCGGCCUUCGGCCUGUUCACCUACUCGGUGUUCAGCAUCAUUGCCGGUAGCUUGAAGGUCCUGGAGAGUGAGCCCAGCCUCCUGGUGACGACCACCGGCGGCGUGGCCGUCUUCCAAGUGAUCCUCCAGCUGCUGUUCAUCGCGGACGUGUCCCGGCGUCGCGUCCACCUGCCGGAGCAUGACCGCAGCAAGCCCGGCCGCCAGAUUGUCACCUUCCUACUCAUCUGCAACGUGGCCAUGUUCGCCAUCUACACCUUCGAAGCUCAAAAAGUAUUCGCCAAUCCUGUAAGUAGAUAUGUUCAGCUGGAGUUCUACGGCUUUGUGCCCUGGUCAAUCAUCCAGCGCAUCACACUGCCUCUGUGCAUCUUCCAUCGAUUCCACAGCGCCGUGACACUUGCCGAGAUCUGGAAGACCACCUACAAGGCACGCCUGGAGUAAGAUGGCACACAUGGCAGCGUCUACAGCCUGGAGGAGGCUCUAUGGGAUGCGGAUGUGGGAGUUAUAAUGAAAAUGCACCAAAACCAAAAUGUAGCGAACCCAAAAACAAAACAAAAGCAAACGCAAAAAACCAGAAAUCAAGUGAAGGAGAAGAGUUAGUUUCUAAUUACGUAUUAAAACAAAAACAAAAACAAAAACAUAUGCAUACUACAUAUAAUAUAUACAUUAAUGCAGAUAUGAAUAUAUUCUGAUUUUGUGUUCUUCGUUUUCGUUUUUUAGUUACUAAGUUCACGAACGAAACGAGAUCGAUUAACCCAAAAAGAAAUCCGAUGACCGAUAACGAUAGCACGCGCCUUCUCAUUUGCUUCCCAUUAUUUUUUUUACUUUGUUAAAACUGUGGAGAAAAAGAACUUAAGAACUAAGUCAUAGCGUUUACAGUUUCGCCCGCACGCACCCAUUAUUGCAUCUGAGUUAAAUAUUUAAUAUUAUUAAAUUAAAUACCUAUGUUUAUAGUAUACAUUAUAAACCUUAUUGUUUAGUUUACACUUUAGUUUUAGUUUCGUCUCCAACACCGCCGCAAUAUCCAUUGUUACUAACGAAGCGAAGGUUAAUAUAUACAUUUUAUAUUUGUUUUAACCCAUUAAAACCCCAAACGAUAACAAAAACUAAAAAAAAUCGAUUAAAAAUUCACAUUGCGAAUAAGAUGGAAAUUAUUCGAUAACAAAAUGGUUGUUUACUUUUCGCGUUGUUUCGCGAUUGCGAUUUUUGGGGUACAAUACAAUACACUCACACACACACACACACACACACACACACAUUUUGAGGGAAAAACACAUACACAGACACUCACGAACACACCUUAAGCAAUGCCAUGAAGAAUGCAGCCACAGGAAACGGAAAUGGAAACGAAGCGAAACAGGAAACGAUAACAGUUGGAACAUGUUCACACUCCUGCAUUCGGAAUCAAUUUUUCAACUUGACUUUUUCCACUUUUUCAACAACAAAACAGUAACAGCCGAACAACAACAACAAACUGUGAUGAAUUCUAUGAUUUGUUUCACAAUUUUACACCUAUUUUUGUGUUAUUUUUCUUAUAGUUUCUCAGCCGCAAUUAAUUCACCAAACUUUUGUAAGAAUUUAGAAACCACAAUGGCGCUAAGACAACUUCAUGGCCAAUUGUAAAAACAAAUUCCCACAGAAAACAAAAAAAAAAGAAACAAAACAGGAAAAAAACAAAAAGAAGAAAAAACAUACAAAUUUGGGGCGCAUUCAAAGGGCCAAAAAACACACAAAAA
This is a messenger RNA of Drosophila serrata, 5070 nucleotides long. It is a transcript of the gene OtopLa, whose product is annotated as proton channel otopetrin-like a. NCBI's taxonomy places the organism in Eukaryota, Metazoa, Arthropoda, Insecta, Diptera, Drosophilidae. Gene Ontology annotation, molecular function: proton channel activity. The record is from RefSeq and is a predicted model, not a curated record. Gene Ontology annotation, biological process: proton transmembrane transport. Gene Ontology annotation, cellular component: membrane.